AUGAUUGUCACUUUAGCACUCCGAGUUCUUCAGAUGUUGUUCGCUGCCGUUGUUCUAGCCUUGUCUGCGAUUUUGAUCAAAGGUUAUGGUCCAGGUCAUUCCUGGUCUCUCAUCUCCUACGGAUCAUUCUGUGGCGGAGCAGCGAUCAUCAUCGCAGCAAUUGGUGUGGCAGCUUGUUUUGUUGAAGCUCUACAGGGAGUGAUAAUGCUCGUUCUCGAUGGAGUUGCAUCAUUCUUUCUCCUCGCUGGUGGAAUUGCAUAUGCCACAACGAUCAAGGUCGGCAGCUGCAGUGAUUUUGAUGGUUACGUCAAUCUUCACAACAAUCCAUUCGGCUUCAGUCUCUACAAAUAUCCAAGAGGACUUACUAUCCAGAAAGCCAUAGAUGAUGCUACGGGUAGAUGUCGAGAAACUCAAGCGAGCACAGCGUUUCUUUGGUUUACAGCGGCAUGUUUUGUUGGAACGACUGCUCUUCACUUCUUGAGCAGGAAACGUGGCGGUGGUGCUGCGAGCUACCCUUAG
Molecule: messenger RNA, 519 nt
Organism: Botrytis byssoidea
Lineage: Eukaryota; Fungi; Ascomycota; Leotiomycetes; Helotiales; Sclerotiniaceae
Exons: 3
Coding region: 1-519 (172 amino acids)
Biological process (GO): eisosome assembly; protein localization to plasma membrane
Cellular component (GO): eisosome; plasma membrane
Source: RefSeq, a predicted model, not a curated record